Molecule: messenger RNA, 5652 nt
Organism: Capsaspora owczarzaki ATCC 30864
Lineage: Eukaryota; Filasterea; Ministeriida; Capsasporidae
Product: tyrosine-protein kinase SRK3
Exons: 4
Coding region: 79-5559 (1826 amino acids)
Biological process (GO): multicellular organism development; cell surface receptor protein tyrosine kinase signaling pathway; protein phosphorylation
Cellular component (GO): membrane; signaling receptor complex
Molecular function (GO): transmembrane receptor protein tyrosine kinase activity; calcium ion binding; ATP binding
Source: RefSeq, a predicted model, not a curated record
UUAUUUUUGAUUUUUAGUUGUUUUUUUUUUUUCAACUCUUUUCGUUUCGUAUUCCCUUCUCAAAUCGCUUGUUUAAGCAUGCGACGUUGGAAUGCCUCAAUGGCAAGGGUUGGCACACAAUUCUGGAGCAUGUUCGUGCUCGUCUGCUUUUUGGUCGGAUCUGCGCACGCCGUCCAAUACCGUGCAACAUGCUUUGCACGCGCGUUGUAUUUCACCCAAGAUUCUGGCUGCGGUGAUGGAACCUGCGACCCCUUCUGCACUGGUUGGGUGAAAUUUGCGCCAAAUGGCAACGCAAACUGGAAUGCCGGUGUGCUAUCAGAAAACAGCAAUCCUCGUUGGAACAUUGACAUCAACUACGGCGCUGUGAGCGACUGGGCAGGGACGGUGCAAUGGUAUGUUAAAUGCGACGACGACGAUCCUUGGCCCAAUCCCGACGAUAUCAUGGGAUGGAAGACGUUCAAUCCCAUCACCCUGAACGGCAAUGAAGAGCAAGGCAGCUUGACCACCAUUCCUUGGCAAGGUGUCGAUCUCGGAGGCACCACUGGUGGCGAGUUCAACAUUCCUGCAGUCUACGUCUAUCAUCGCGCCAUGUGCGACCAAUACUGGUAUGGUGCUCGUUGCGGCGAGUACUGCAAAGUCAGCGAUCCUCCGGCGUGCACCGCUUGCAAUCCCUCAUCAGGCGUGUGCACUUGCUCUGUCGGUUACACGGGCAAAGACUGCGGCACCUGCGUCGCCCCAAACUACUGGCCAGUUGGCACGCCGGGACAAGCCGGCUUCCAAUGUGUGCACUGCGCGAGUACAAACCUUUCCACUGUGUGCUACACGUGCGGCACAGGUGGCGUCAAAAGCUGCUGUGACGGCUGGACUGGCCCGAAUUGUGACAGGUCAAACGUGUGCGGCGCGUUCCCGAUGCCUCCUUUGAACUCGAUUGCCGUCAUGAAUGUCACUUCUUGUAACUGCAACUUUACUGGAUGCAUGUGCACCUAUGCAUGCAAGUCUGGCUUUUCUGGUGGCUCUGCUACGACGACGUGUCUUUCAAGCGGGCCUUGGAGCUGGAGUUCAACUUUGACCUGCGCGGACAGAGACGAAUGCGCUCCGGGCGGCGGCAACCAGUGCAAUCAAAUCUGCAACAACACCAUUGGCGACUAUACUUGCUCUUGCAACUCGGGAUACAGUAUCAACAACGCUGGCCGCGGUCCGAGCGGAUGCACAGACCUUGACGAGUGCUCGACAAACAAUGGCAACUGUGGCCAAAAUUGCAACAACGUUCCAGGAUCGUACCAUUGUUCCUGCUAUGAUGGUUUCCGGUUGCAGGGCGACGGCAAAUCAUGCUCGGAGAUUGACGAAUGCCAAGAAGGCUUGGACAAUUGCGACGGGAAUGCCACCUGCACCAACACCAUUGGCAGCUUUGAGUGCGCGUGUUUUGCCGGAUUCGUGGGCAACGGCACUGUUUGCACGGACGUCGACGAGUGCGCCACUUUGCCUUGCAGUGAGUUUGCUGACUGCGCCAACUUUCCCGGCAACUUUACUUGCACCUGCCAAAUCGGUUAUGCGGGCAACGGCGUCCAGUGCGUGUUUGGAAAUUCAGCGGCUUUUGCGGAAAGCUCGCGGUUUGUACUCCUUUCUGACGGCGCAUCGAGCGCCACCUCGCCCAUCCAGUUGCGCGUUGAAAUGGUUCCUGACUUUGACGGUACUCUUGUCCCCUUUAACGUGUCUUCGUUGGAUCUCAUCCUAGGCGUUGAUUACACUGUGGAGACCCCAUCUCCGCUGGUCUUCAAUCUCGGCGACACAUUCAAAUCCAUUACGAUUGUGGUGAUUGGCAAUGACAACCCCGAGCCUCUUCGGAGCAUCUUUGUUCAACUGCAGGAUUCAGUAAGCGCGUUUAACAAGUCGACAAUUGCCGUGGACGCCAAUGACAAUCCAAAUGCAGUGGUACGCUUUGCCGCGGCGUCGCGCGCGUUUCGGGUGGACAUUACCGCUGGCACCUACCCUCUCACGAUUGAGAGGUACUCGUAUGCAUCACUCGUGAAUGCCAUCAAUGUCACUGUGUGGUGCGAUUUCCCAGUGCCCCAAAACAUUUCGAUCGUGAUUCCCGCAAACCAAGCCGCAGCAACGAAGAUCAUUCAGCUGCCAUUCUCGUCCGUGCCUACUCUUGAUGUCGUGCACACGUAUACCAUCGUUAGUGCCAUGGUGAUUGGCAGUGGAUCUGCCGCGGCCAUCGGGUACUAUUCGACUUCUCGCGUGACCGUGAACGCACACGACGACCCUUAUGGUGUGUUUGGAUUCAGCUUGACUCACGUGUCGGUGGCGGAGAGCUCUACGGGCUUUGUGCAGUUAAAGCGACUCAAGGGCACUCUGGGAACUACGGUCGUCCGCGUGCGAAGUUUGACUUUGAGCUCAAGUCAAGCCAAUGGUGUGGGAAUCGCAUCCCCAAGCGACUAUGCCGCUGUUUCCCAGCUUGUCACUUUCAGCGAAAACGAUGUCGAGGCCCAUGUCUCUAUUGCAGUGCUUGCUGAUGGUGUCCCUGAGCUGGAUGAAAUGUUUGGUCUGCUCUUGGAGUAUGUGUCCGGACCUGGCCGUGUCGAUGCGACAUUGGCGCUGGCGUUGGUCACCAUACCCGAGAACGACAAUGCGCGUGGUGUUCUCUCAAUCACGCGGGUGUCCAGUUGCUUUGAAGAGUCGCCCCUUGUUGGUGGAGUUCCUCAACCGAACAACACGGUGGCGAUUGAAGUCAUCCGCUCUGGUGGUCUGUAUGGUGCCGUUUCAUUUACCUGGUCGAUGCACAGCGGAAGGUUCAAGAACACGACGCUGUCCGCCGACAAUCGAGCAUCAGCGCCCGGAGAUUGCACGGCCUCGUCAAGUCAAACCGUGAUUAUUGCUGCUGGUGUGGACCGUGCACAGAUUCAAGUGGUGCUGCUUGCCGACUCAAUCCCAGAGUUGGACGAGUACUUUUGGGUGCAGCUGGAUUCGGCAAGCUACGGCGUGACCAUUGACCCAGUCAGCAACUUUACAGACGUUUGCAUCGGCAUGAACGACAAUCCAUUCGGAUCUUUGGCGUUCGAGCGUGUCAAUCUCACGCUGAGUGCGACGGGCGAGAGCCGUCUGCUUGUUCGCGAGAGCGAUGUUGUGACUGUCGCUGUUUCGCGUGUCGGUGGCACGUUUCACCGAGUGUCCGGAGUUGUCUCCAUCGCGCAUGAAACAACCAGCUCGGCUGAUUUUGCUGACAGCUCCGCUCGCACUGUCACAUUUGAACCUGGACAACGUACUGCGUUGGCAUCAUGGACGAUCAGCGCAGACAGCACACAGGAGCCGACCGAGCUGUUCAAGCUUGUUUUGACGGCGAACGGAGCCAGCGCUGGUCAGGAAGCAACUGUUCUUGUUGGCGCGACGUCGUUGGACUCUACCAUCCCGUGCGCUAUUGAAGCCCAGGAUGGUGUAAACGGCGUUUUAUCUUUUGUUCAACCGACGGUUUCUGUCGUCGAAGAUACUGGCAAGGUCACUCUGACAGUGCAACGUGUCGGCGGAAGUGCCACAGAAAUCAGCUUCCAGACCAACGCAGUGCCUCUUUCCGCAUCCGGCGACGACUUUGACGCGUCAAAUCAAAACAACACGUACACGCUCGCGGUUGGGGAGACAUCUGUCUCGUUUGACAUUGAGGUUUCAAAGGACAGUGCUCCUGAACUCGACGAGACCUUUACUGUGACGCUCGUCAAUGUGACUGGUGCGACCUUGUCGUGGAUGUCAGUGGCGACUGUGACCAUUCUGAGGAAUGACGACGUCAACGGCGUGGUUGAGUUUGCUCCUUCAUCGGGUCAAAAUCCACUUGUGACGACCAUCUCCGAGGACUCUGGCUUUAUUCGGCUCCCUCUGUGGCGUGAGAUUUCACAAGUGGGUUCCGUCACGGUGAGCUUUGUCGUGACAACCGACCUCACGUCUGAUCCCGCGUGCGCGUCCCUGUCGGGUUUGGGUCUGUCCUCAGCCCCAGCAAACCUGACGCAACAUGUGGACGCGGCGCCGUUUGUGGUGACGUUUGGAGACGGUCAAAACGAGGCUGAGCUCGCGAUACCGUUGCACGACAACAGCUUGCUGGAUGGCAGUCGAGUCAUGUUCAUCUGCCUGAAAAAUCUGCAAGGAGGAGCGCGCUUUGGUGCCUCUCAAGCGAUGGCAAUUGUCAUUCAAGACGACGAGCAUGAUACGAACGAAUCAAGCUCCGCUCCAGUAGCUGCAGCUGCUGCAGGCGCAGCAGCGGGAGGCAUCGUGGUGCUUGUCGCCGUCAUCGUUGUGUUGGUUAGUCGAAUUCGGCGCAAGCGAACUCGUGUCGUACAAAAUGGCGAGCUGAUCGCUUCAUUCAAGCCUCAGAACGCUCCAACCGGCAAUCACCAGUCCAUGACGCGCAACCCCAUUUUUACUCCUUCGGAUCCUGAAACUGACUCCCCCUACGAAGUCUUCAUUUCCACGCGACGCGCGGCUUCGCCAUCCGAGAAACAUGCUGAAGGGCAGGAUUCUCCGUCGCCAACCGCUCCGCCUGCGUUUGACGCGAUGCGUGCAGCAUUUAGUUCGACGCGUGGACAGCAAGAAGAAGACGUGUAUGACUCGGUGUACACGUCAACAAUAGAUUGCUUCCAGCGAGAGCAAGCAUUUUCGCGCGACGAGCUCCAGCUCAAGUCUCUUCUGGGUUCUGGCAACUUUGGCGAAGUCUGGCUGGCGCAUGUGCCCUCCCGAUGGCUCGCAAAGCAAACUCGUCAGUCCCGCUCCUCCAAUGCGACGACGGUCGCCGUUGCUGUCAAGACUCUGAAAGCGGAUGCCAGCGACAAGAGCAAGAGUGACUUUGCUGGUGAAGCCCAAGUCAUGCGCCGCUUCAACCAUCCCAACAUUGUUUCCGUUGUCGAAGUUUUUGUCGAGCAGGAGCCCUGGAUGCUCGUGCUCGAGUUGCUUCCGUAUGGUGACUUGCACAAGUGCAUCGAAUCGUGCAACGCUGGCGGAUUGACACCCACUGUUGGAGAGUACCUGCACAUCUUUUCGCAAGUGGCCAGCGGCUUGUCAUACCUUGCUGGACUGCGCUUUGUGCAUCGCGAUAUCGCAGCACGCAACUGUCUUGUGGGAGCCGGUUUGGUCGUCAAGAUCUCCGAUUUUGGUUUGUCGCGCGAGCUGGAAGAGCAGAAUUAUUACCACAUGCAGACACGUAGAGCCCUACCCGUUCGUUGGAUGGCGCCCGAGUUUUUGCUUUAUCGCAAGUCAUCGCCUGCGUCGGACGUCUGGGCGUUUGGCGUGCUCAUGUGGGAGGUCUUGUCUGCCUGUAUUCUUCCGUACGAAGGCGUUGAUGCGAAAGGACUUGUUCUCUUUUUGGAAAGCGGCCAACGCUUGUCUCGUCCCCCGCUUUGUAGCGAUGAGCUUUGGGAAUUAGUCUCGAGCUGCUGGACGUGGGAGGUGACCGACCGUGUUGAUGUCGCCCAGCUUCAUGUUGCGUUUGCACGAAUGUCACUGGACGAAUCUGAUUCCGUUCGCGACUUGGGUGCCAUCUUGGCUCGAACGAGCUCCGUUCAACCCACGAGUUCGUAACGUUUUCUCGCUCCUUGUCACCGACGAGCUUAUUGCCCCCGACGACCCCCCCCCCACUCGUGCACAUGCUCAAAAUAAAAAUUUGUCACUUCU